Molecule: messenger RNA, 913 nt
Organism: Ananas comosus (pineapple)
Lineage: Eukaryota; Viridiplantae; Streptophyta; Magnoliopsida; Poales; Bromeliaceae
Product: protein ABHD17A-like
Exons: 2
Coding region: 272-634 (120 amino acids)
Source: RefSeq, a predicted model, not a curated record
UUUAAGUUGUUCUAAAAAAUUAUAGCAAAAAAUAAAAAAUAAAUGCAUGCGGCUUCUUGCGGUCGUCUUCUGCGAUCUACCCCACGACCCUCACCUCCUCCGAUUCCAAUCCAAGCUGAAACCCUAACUCUAAACUCCGCCCCAUACGCCUCAUCUUUCCGAUCGUCAUCCUCGCCGCAGCAGGAUCCGAUCCGAAUCGAAGGCGGCGGGAGAGAAUUAGGGUGGGUUUUGGGAGGGAAAAGGGGGGCUGGGUGCGGGGUGCGGGGUGCGGAUGGGAGGAGUGACGUCGUCGGUGGCGGCAAAGUUCGCGUUCUUCCCUCCGAGUCCGCCGUCGUACGAACUGGCGGCGGCGGAGGGCGAAGAAGGAGAGGGGGGUGGGGGUGGGGGUGGGGGCGUGCGGGUGUACAUGACGGAGGUCCCGCGGCGGGCGAACGUCGAGGUGCGUCGGCUACCGACGAAGCGGGGGACGGAGAUCCUGGCGAUGUACGUGCGGAGCCCCGCAGCGUCAGGGUCGGCGUCGGGACCCCUCACCCUGCUCUACUCCCACGGCAACGCCGCCGACCUCGGCCAGAUGUACGAGCUCUUCGUCGAGCUCAGCUCCCACCUCGGUGUCAACAUCAUGGGUGUCGUUUGAGAGGCAAAGGGAAAACUUCAAAUUCGCCCUAGUAUGGAAAAACCAUGACGGACUCGAUCAGCAUGUCUUUCUUUCACGAGUAGCUUGAUUUUUAAGAUCGGUUAUUAUUCUGUUCAACUUUGAAUGUGACUUGGGAUUGUGGAUUUGAUGGAGGGCCAGCUCUUUGACGACGGUCGACGGGCAUUCUCCUGUCGGUCAACUGUAUAUCUAUCAGUUUGAAUUAACGGAGUUGGGUUGCCCAUUUCCUUUUGGCAAAUUUAAAUUCCUGGGUUCUUGAUC